AUGGAUGACAGUUUCAACAAUGUGCUGGAAGGGACGCGUCAGUACUUUAUGGGAUUUCCAAAACAGGCACAACAGGCACCAGAAGGAAACGGCCAACAAAUGUGGCCCGGAAAUAAUUCGACCGAAGAGGGGACUCCUGCUCUGUCAGGGGCUCCAACGCCUUCAUCGCGGCCACCAUCUGCUGCCGCUGCUCCACCGCUAACGCCAGCAUCAACGUCUGUCGCAACGCCGCCUCGUCCGCCUUCUGAGCCUAUUGAACCUGAAGCUCAUAUUAUACAUAAAGCGACAGUUAUGCGUGAAGCAGCGGAAAAACGUCGCGAGCAACCAGAAAUUGAAGAUGAGGAAGAAAUGGGAGCGUUGUCACCACCUUCACAUAUCAUAAGAAAGCCAACUCCUCAUACGUUACCGUCGCCGGCAUCGGCAACUGCUGUGGCCAGUCCUUCUCCGGUGCGUCCUCCAUCUGAGGCUCCUUUACUCCCACCGAUGGUGCAAGAACCAGUUGAUCCGUCGAUGCACUAUCACAAUUCAGCCCAUCGUGUACAAACACCGACAGCGAAACAAUCUGAACAUUUUACACCAGGCCGCACACUUGAUCACUAUUCCGUAUCGAGGCCUCCAGAAUCUUAUUCGCGAUAUCAGUAUGAUACAAAUAUCAGUGAAAAUGGCAGGAGCUCUCAUGGGCCUCCGAUCGCUUCAUCUCAACCAUCUGUAAUACCACGUCAAAGUCCACAGACUUAUGCGAGGAUGUCAAGCACCAUACCACAACACACCGUAAAUCGUUAUAAUGAGUCGUCGACGUCCAGCAAUGCUGCGCAGCGUUAUUCUUUGCCGAACUCUCAAGCGCCUCCUCCGCACAAUGAUCGAGUCCCACCAAUUCAUCAUCCGCAACAUUUGCCAACGACUAAAAAACUCACUCCUAUAGAUAAUCGGACUGGGCAGGGUUAUUUACCUGUUCCACAACGUCGCGACUCUCCCUCUUUUAAUCGUCAAACGGCUCAGUACGAAAGACAUCCAACACUUCCUCCACGAAAGUAUGAUCCACAACAAGCAUAUUCAGGAUAUCGGCCAACGCCAACUGUACCUGUUCCUAUACCAAAUCGUAGGUUGGAGACCCACCAACAAGUUCCAUAUAAACACGGAGUGCUAGAUGUUAUGAAUCAACAUUAUUCGGCAAAAAGUUUAGAUCGAGUUCAAGCUCAGCCCUCAUUGCAAACUUAUGAAGCGUCUCGUUUACCUUCUCGUGUCGAUUAUUUUACUAAGAACAGGACUGUAGAUUCAAGAAACAGCUACCAUUAUCCGUCUACAUCUGCAACUCGAUAUACGACGAGUGCUAUCCCUACCUCUCAAAACAACCCUACGUUGCAGUCUCAGACGCAGUCUAGAACUUCAUAUCGUACAGCAGCAGCUCCAAAGACUAAUUACGAGUAUUCGAAUUCAAACAAUGUACAAAUCUCACCAUCACGCUCAAUGGCAAAACCGGGUUAUCCUAGUCAGCAGGCACGAAUGACCGUAUCUGUAACUUCAAUAGUAAAUCAAAUGAACCAGACGAAACAAAAACGUGAAUCGCCUCUUGAUUUGUCUGUAAAAACGGUUAAAAAUUCCGCAGACUCUUCUACGACUCAAGAUGACUCGAUUGAUUCUGCUUCCAUGAAAAAUGAGAAUGUUCCUAUACAAGCAAGGCCAACACCUAGCAGUCGAAAUGCUCUAGUACCGGGAUACGCUGGUUCUCAUAAAGUAGACUUUGCACCUGAUUUUGCUCAAUAUAGAGAAAGGAAUAUUAGUCAAGGAUAUAAUACAAUUCAAAAUAUUCACCAUCCCUUACGUUACAAUGGAGCCUACGUUUCCCCACGGCCAGUGGCCGAUUCUUGUCCAGUUGAAUCUCGUCAUCAAUUGCACAUGGAACGUAGUAAACACAUCGGCCCAGUAAGUGGUACCGAUAACGUUCCACGUAUUGAUCUUACCAGACAAAGCGGUGACGACCGUUAUGCGGAAAGUAGAGUUCGUGACGACCGUCAAUUAAUAAUCGAGGAUCGAAAACGCCCCACGGGAGCGAUUGUUAGUAACAUUCCUGAAAAAAUUGUUCGAUAUGAAACUUGGACUUCAGACAGUCGGAUAGACACUCAUAUACAUCAAUCAGUACGAGAGCAACAUGAGUUAAUGAGUCAGCCUGUGUAUAAUUAUGCAAGUCAUAAGCGAUUCGAAGCUUAUCAUAAUGAUCAAAAACGGUCCGCAACGGCAAGUGGAUACCGAGAAUAUCAUUCACAUCAACGGUACUCCGGCAAUCAUUAUACAGAAAUAGUGAAUAAAGGAGCAAAUAAUCAUCAGGUUCAUUAUCAUGAUCGUAUAUCAUCCAUUAACAGCCGUCACAUUAUUCAAAAGAUUCCGAGCCAUAGAGAUCUACAUCCGAUUCAUCUAGAUCCCCAUAACAAUGUUCAACCAGCGGAUAAGAAAGUUUUGAGUAUAUUACGAAAUAGUUUAGAAACUAAACAAACAGGAUAUUUGGAAUCGACUAAAACAACAAGACCGAUUCCUGAACUAAUUGUUAUAGAUGAUGUCGAUGAUUCUGUGAUAGAAAUAACAGACGUAUCAACUGAUAACGAAAUAGACGCCAAAACUAACAGUAAUCCUAUAAAUAAUCCAAAUAAAAAUGCGCUUAGUUUUGGGCAUCACAUAAAAAUGCCAAAAGCCGUAGAUUCAAUAUCGAGAGAUUCAGAUUAUCAAAAAUUGGAUAGCCCAGAUUCAAAAACAAAAUCUCCUGAAAUGGAUGUGGCUUCAAGAAUACGAACUAAAGCUGAAUUAAAAGUAAUGCCACCGUCGCAAGACAAUUCCACAAAAACAGAUUCCAUAUUUGCCGAUACUGAUAAAAACAAACCACUUCCAAAAUCACAAAAACAACAUCUUUUUAAUCAAAUUCGCGAAGAUCUAAGGUUAGAAUCUGUUAUUAAGAACGAAAAACCAGUAGACAUUAACAUUCCCGAGGUAAAAACGGAACCUUUAAAUAUUGAAGAAAUAGAAAAGGAUGCUGUGAUACAAGUUAAAUCUGAGAUUAUGUUAGAGCAAAUACAUUCAUUGGGAGAGACUUCUAACAAAGAAGAAUUUGAUUUAGAUUGGGCUAACGCCUGUGAUAAUUUCAUGGAACAGCUUAAAACUGGGUGCCACAAGAAGAAACUUCUCAGGAAACGUAUUAGUACUUUCGACUCAGAAUAUCACAACAAAAGUGACGAACCACCAAAAGAUGAUGUCAGAGAAUUACAAUUAGGACAAUUAAAUCCGACGUUGCCGUCUAUUACUGAAAUUAAAAAAGAGCCCAUCGAUGAGGAUGAAUUGAAAUCAGAAAAUGAAAGAUGCUCUUCUACUCUCACGAUUACUCAGACAGAAACGGUAGUCAAGUGCAAACCAAAUGACAAGCCAGAAAAAAAUAAGAAUAACAAAAAUAAUGAUGUUGAGAAAACUAAUAAGAAUAAAAGUAAUGCAAAAAAUAAACAUAAAGCUUCAAAAACUGAGUCACUACCCGUUGACAUUGAAUCAGAAAAAACAAAAACAGAAGGCUUAAAAGAUGUUAUCAAAGAAGAAUUAGAAUCAACAGAUGAUGAUGAACCACUAAUAAAAAGUAAAUUGUUAAAAGACAAGCAACGGAAUUUAAAAUAUCAAAUGUUAAAAGAUUUGUCUGAAAAGUCUGCUUAUGUAAAACUAGAAUGUUGUGAUGAGCAAAUGAAUGCUAAUGUUAGGAUAUCCUUAGACUCGUCAUCAAAAGAAGAAAGGCAGAGUAAAGGCAAGACUACGCGGCAAAUAUCGAGAUCAAAAGUAAAAUCCUUGUCUAUAGAAAAUGUGAAAAAGGAAAAGGUUAAUAAUGAUUCUAGUUCUGACAGCGAUGAUGAAUUAAGUGUCGCGAGUAGGCUUCGUGUGCGUAAAAAUAUAAAAACAGAAGAUAAGAGUAACUCACAGAAAAAUAUAAAAUCCUCUCCAAGAAGGUUGGAAAACAGUGGUACUGGUUCACCCUUAUUACGUAAAUCAGGUUUUGGCGAUGGUUCUGAUUUUCGUCCUGGUUGGGAAGAGGAAUUGUACAGAUACAAAAGAUCUUUACGAAUGCCUACUAGUCUUAUCGCAAUUCCUAGAGGUCGUUCGGGAGGGCCCUUCGUUAAAGGAAGUGGCGCACAAUUUUCAAGAGGCUCAACAUCACUACCCGAUUUGGAUUCUGUUCCACUCUCUCCAGCCCCAUCAUCCGUACCUUCAGCUGCUACAGACGACUUGUAUAGAAGACCAGAUAAACACAGUCUUGACAGUGAUCUUGAAUCAAAUUCUAGCUGUUCUGCUAUUAAUAAACUUCAUUACGAUUCUGAGGCAUCAAGCUCUACUGUUUUUUCGGCAGCAAGGGCAAAGAAAAAAAGCAGUUCCAUUGUUGACGUUCUCAUUCAGAAAUGUGGAAAAAGAGAAGAAACAAGAAAGAAAUCAAAAGGUAAAGAUGACAAAACAGCUAAAAUUAUUCCAAAAUCUUCAAAUAUUGCCGAACUUUUACCGACGCCUAGUUUAGGUCUUGUAAAAAAUGGAAAUAAGGGAAGUUUAAGUGCAAAGAAAGAAAAAUUAAUGGAAGAUAUUUUUUAUUUAGGUGCUUUUAGAAAAAAGACUGUUACAAUGUUUAGAACAGCAUUUAUAAAAGACACAGAUGGGUUAAUAGGUGCUACAGAAGAAUUUGCUCCAGUUGUGCUUAAAUCACGAACAAGAACGGAAAGUAGAGUAUUAAAACAAAGGGCAACUAUUAAAGAGGUUUUUGGCGACGACAGACCAGCAUCUGCUCCACCAACAUCAUGUAGAGAGGAUCAAGAAAACGAAGAAGAACCACCUAUAUCAAUAAAAAAAGAGCCUGAAGCUAAACCUAAAUUUAAAACAAAGAAAAUUGCUAAGGACAAAUUAAAACGAAGGUCUAGUUCAAUUAGAGAUGGAUUAAGAAGCACCAAGUCAUUGAAAACAAAUGAUGCUAAGGGAAGAUUAAUGCGUUUAAAGAAAAGAAACAGUUUACUGAAAUCUUUUGUACAAAAGAGGAGAAAGGAAAUGUCUGGUAAUAAAAUAAAAAAAGAUAUAAACCAAGCAUUAGACGACAAAGAUAAUAGUAAGGAGGAAGGAAAUUCCACGGGAACAGCAGAAGGUAAUACAAAAAGGCGCUUAAAAAGACUGUUUGGUAGACGAAAAUUUAGUUCAGGUUUUGAUUAUAUAAGAAAAAAGAAAAAAAUAAUAAGACGCGAAAAUAAUGCUCCUAAGAUUCGACGAACAGCUCCUAAACCAAGCCCAGAGUCCGUAAACGAUAUUCAAAAAGAAAUAAAAAGUUGGUUUAUUAAUAAAAGCAUUGGAGAGACGCAUCUACAUCGCGCUGCAAGACUUGGUUUUACCGAUUGUGUUGCAUAUUGCCUAGAAAAAAUGGAAGCGGAUCCUUCAGCUAAAGAUAACGCUGGUUUUACUCCUUUACACGUGGCAUCUGCAAAGGGUCACGUAAGAAUUGCUAGACUUCUCCUUCAAUAUGGAGCUAAUGUGUCUGCGGCUGCGCAAGGUGGAAUAAGACCACUUCAUGAAGCCUGUGAAAACGUCCAUGUUGAAAUUAUAAGAUUGUUAUUGUCGUAUGGAGCAGACCCUCUCCUAGGAACAUAUGCGGGUCAGACUCCCGAGGAAUUAGCUGAAGGCCCAGCUGCUAAGUUGCUACGAUUACAUAUAGCCGACGUUCAAGGUCGUGCAGUAGAACCUUGGAGAUUUCCGCCUCCCGGGGAGAUAAUCGACCGUGAAGAAAACGGGUGUGAUCCUUUGUCAUCGCCCCCACCCGCGUCUCCGCCCCCUCCCCCAGACUCAAUGAUGGAGAUCCAGUGCACCGAUGCGCCGCUACCGCCUUUCUACAGCCUAAGGACCCCUUCGGGCCAGCCAGCCGAAGGCCUUUGGUGUUUGUUGCAAGACAUCACAAAUAUUUUACAGAUAAAAUCGAAAGAGAGCUUAUUGAAACAAAUUCACUGUGGGUCGGGAUCGCCUAAGGAGCUCCUUCGUGAAAUAAGAACUCAAGAAUUUCUUGAGAGGGCACAGUGCCAUCAACUUUUAUGUGCUGGAGAAAAAGUGAACGUUCGCGCGUCGAAAGUCUCUCUUGUGCGCGUUACUGACAAGCUAAGACAACUGCUGAAGAUUGAGACCGUCCUUGUUAGCUGACAUUAGUUACAUAUUCAAUGAGAUUUUCUAAUGGAUACCCUAUAAUGAAUAUCUUUAACUCUAUUUAUAAAUAUUACGAUUGAACAUUAUUGUGGGUGAUUGAUUCUGUUAAAUUCGUCGAUGUCGCUGGGAAGUAUUUCGUAUAGACAAAAAAGGAACUAUUUAAAAAACAAAUUGUUUUAAUAUUUGGAACUGAGAAUAAAUUAAAUUAAUCGAAUAGACUUAAAGUAAAUGGGAGCAAUUGGGAGAAGAGAGUAAUGAUAUGCUAUUUUUUCAGCUCGAAUUCAACGUGUAUAUGCGGUUACAGUAAUAGAUCUAAGAUCUCAUAAUAAAAUAUUCAAAAUACGUGUACUAAAAUAUCUUAUGUCUAUCCUCUGUAGAUUAAUAAAGUGAUCUUUAUAUCUAGUUUUGACUGAUUUUAUGUAAAAUACAAUGAUUUCUCUCAUUUAAGAACAAAAUAAUAUAUUUGUUUUAUGAGACUGUUUAAUUUAAGGCAGCCAUUACAUAAUCAUUACAUUAUUUUACAUUACAUAUUCGAGUGACUCUGUAUAGGUCGAUUGAAAAGUAAAUACCACAUGCUCUAUGGAAACACCUGUAUUUGUAUGUUGUAAAUAUUGUAGUUUAUUGCAAAUGUAUAUAGUAAAUAUCGCUUUAAUUGUAUUAUACUCUCAUGGGUGCUAUUUAACAUUGGUGUAUGGUGUUUAUCAGAUAAGUUAGGUAAUUAGUAUAUGCGGCAAUGAUAAUAUAAUAAUAGGAAAUAACAAGUUAAAGUUACCAUAACGUAGUUUAAGAAGUAUAGCAUAAUCUUGAGUGUGCAAUAGUAUACGUUCGUUGUGAGCGCACCGUAGAUAAAUUUGUAAAAAAUUUGUAUUUAGAUGCUAAAUAAACAUGCACCUACGCGUGUAUUAUAGUUAUAUAAUUAGAUGCUUGUGUCAAUCAAAAAAGGCAUAAGUUAAACGUUGUCUAUGUGUUAAAAUUUGUAGCAUUUCGGUUUAAUUAAAUUACAAACGAAAUGCAUUAGCAAUGAAUUGGGAUCGCUUAUUGAUGGCCUGUGUUGGAAAAAAGCAGUUUUACACGAUAUUAAAAAAUAUAUAUAUAUAUAUUUAAUUUCGAUGAAAUAAUAUUUACAAGUUUCCAGAAAUUUUGAAUGUCUUCAAUAACAACAUUUUAAUUAUAAAUGAUGAAUUGUAUCUUUUUGAGAUUAUGCUAAUGAUAAGUAUGAUUAUUACUUAGAUAUUUUCUAUUUGAUUUUUAUCCUAAAAUGUAACAAAAUAUUUUUUUUUCAUUGUUAUGUUUGUUAAUAUUUGUCUGCCUGACAUAUGUUUACUGUACAAUUAUUUCUUAUCACUUAUUUUUAAUAAAGUUGUUUUUAUUUAUACAGUCCAAUAAAAAUUAGGAAAUUUUAUUAAAAUCGUAAUUUUAUUUCAAAAAUAAUAUUAAACUUGUAAAUAUAUAACUCAAUUUGUAAACAGUAGUAUAUUAUAAUUUAUUUUGAAUUGGUUGUCUGAAUAAUGCACUAAUUAUGUUUGAAAGAUUUUUGUAUUAUUCAAUAGAUAGAUAUAUAGGAAAUAUUUAAUCAGUUUUAUUUUGCCAUUAUUAAUCCAAUUUCCGCCCUAUCUUAUUUCUUUGUGGAGAUAAACAAACAAGUACAUGAUUGAUCUGUGAUGAAAUAAUAUUAGGAGAAAAUCUUGCUUGCGGAAAUGGUAUGAAAAGUUAAAUUAAAACAUUGCAAGGGAAAAUAACUGACAUCUUUAUAUUAUAAAGACUUGCACACUAACUAAAUUGAACUGUGUAAUGUUAACUGUCUGUAAUAAGCGGUACCUACAUCAUAAGUAUUAUUACCAAUAUUGACACAAUAUUUCUUGUUGAUAAAGUGAAAAAUAAAGAAAGUGAUCGAUGGUAAA
Messenger RNA from Melitaea cinxia (Glanville fritillary), 8084 nucleotides. RefSeq lists its product as uncharacterized. The transcript is spliced from 5 exons. Gene Ontology annotation, molecular function: protein binding; transcription corepressor activity. Lineage: Eukaryota; Metazoa; Arthropoda; Insecta; Lepidoptera; Nymphalidae. The record is from RefSeq and is a predicted model, not a curated record. The coding region runs from base 1 to 6180 and encodes 2059 amino acids. Gene Ontology annotation, cellular component: nucleus. Gene Ontology annotation, biological process: negative regulation of transcription by RNA polymerase II.